This is a messenger RNA of Uloborus diversus, 1044 nucleotides long. Its product is annotated as fasciculation and elongation protein zeta-2-like. Gene Ontology annotation, cellular component: axon; cytoplasm. Bases 1 to 1044 code for a protein of 347 amino acids. Lineage: Eukaryota; Metazoa; Arthropoda; Arachnida; Araneae; Uloboridae. The transcript has 8 exons. The record is from RefSeq and is a predicted model, not a curated record.
AUGGCCGAAUUAAAAAUUCAAGCUCCACUUGCUUACAUAGAAGACUGGCCAGAAUUCAAUGACUUUCAAAAUUCUGAAGAUGUUGAAAAUUCCAACAAAGAUUCCUUCUCUAGUCCAGAAACCAACGAAAAUUCUUUCAUGGACAGUAGCUUCAGUGAUGCUUUUUCUACAUCUCUGGAGGAUUUAGUCAACACAUUCGACGAAAAAAUUACAAAAUGUUUUUACAAUUAUGAAGAAAACGUAGAAAAACUUGCACCAGUGCAAGUUCGGAACCAAGAAGAAAUUAUGAACGAAUGCCAAAUAUGGUGGACAUUAACAGGUAAUUUUGGAACUAUUCUGCCCAUUGACUGGACUAAGUCAUGUGCUAAAGGACUUCAACACAAUAUCAUCAAUCUGAACAAAAAUUCGGACUGUGAUUUAAGGAAAGAUGACUCACCUAAAGACAAUAUGGAUAUGCGCUCUUUAUUGAUUAAAAACCUUCAUCAAGAACCACUUUUUACUGCAGAACAAGUAUUGGAAGAAAUUGAAGAAAUGAUACAACAACAGCGAUCACCUUCUUCUCUUAAUAUUUGUGAAACUCCUGAUAAAUCACCAGAUGAUUUGAAAGGCAAAGUAGCAAUGUAUAUUGGAAUGUAUAAAGAUGAGGUAAAAGUACUCAGCUUAGUUCAACUUCAUGAUUUGCUGAACGACUUGGAAAGUCUGAUUCAAGAUCACUCAGAGACUUUAAUUCGAGAGUUAGCACUACGAGAUGAGUUGGAAUAUGAAAAAGAACUAAAAAAUACAUUCAUCUCUUUGAUACUAAGUAUUCAAAAUAAAAGAAGACAACACAAUGUUGAUAAGAAGAAAUUUGUUAGAAAUGGAAGCAUUAAUGGACUAGAAUUAAAGUACCUUAGCACAGUUAUUCCUUAUGAUCCUGAGCAAGGCUCGCCUGACAACCCUACAUUACAAAUCUUGAUCAAAAUUUUGCAAGCAAUUAACGAUGACAGUCCUACGGUUCCAACAUUGUUGACUGAUUACAUAUUGAAAGAAUUCCUGCGGCUGUGA